AUGGAAGAUCAACAAUACGUCAUGUCCACAUCAAUGGUGCAGUAUUUCGAGGAAAUGGAUAAUUAUAUGAGAGAGAACCAGAUUCUAAAGACCCAUACAGACCUUGUCGAGGAAGACCGUUGGAAAGAAGAGAACAGAGGAAUUCUGAAUUUUAACCAAGAAACAGAUAAUGGGUGUCAGCUAUUCACCCAAAAGAUCAGCUUCACAAGUCCAGACCACAUGGCUGCAUCAGGCCGUAAGCCUGAUGCAGCCAUGAGGAAUGACGAAGAGAUCAAGUCGGAUGUGCCUGAUCUACUACAGCCUUUGGAUCAUUAUGAAGAACGAACCAGCCAAGACCAAGUUGAGAAAAGUACUAGUUCAAAAGAAGAUGAACUCACUAGCAAGAGAAAAUCUAAGAUAUCAGACAAGGAACGUGCUAGAAGAGCAAGACAACGCAAGAAGAAAUAUUAUGAAGACUUAGAGAAGAGAUGCGAAAAUUUAGAAACCGCAUAUCACAAGCUAACCAAAGAACUUGAGUAUUGCAAGCAUAAAUUGAGCAUCUAUGAAAAUAAUUCUGAUGCCAACUUGAAUAAGGGAUUUCAGGACCUUGAAAAGCAGUUCUUUGAAAGAGUUAUCGACUUCAUUGAAAAAUCAGACAACGCAGUAAACUGCGUCGAGACUUUCAAGAAGAUAGGCAAAUCGUACGGUGCAUUCGGAGAGGAGAAGGUAAAAAUCCUUGAUAAUUGCAUUAAUAUGUUCCUUGAGAAUGCCUUCUCAGGGUCCAUGAUAAAGCAAGACCUGUAUAUUCUUGACAAAAAGUUUCCUACUACUUUUGCAGAGAAAGAAAGCUUCAUGAAGAUGAAGAAGUUUCAACAAUUCGAGAAAUAUCCAGAUGAAUUUGUCAGAGACUGGGUACUUCAAAGAGAACUUGUACUAAAGAAGAAAGAACAGUUCAAUAACGAAAUUCUUAAUGCUAUUCCAGUACUAACAGAUAUCAAGAAGGGAAUGGAGGAUGGCCUCAAAUGACUCUUUGAAGGAAGGGAUUUGAUCUACAGAGCUCUCAUGAAAUAUGAUGUUCUACACUCUUUGUAUGAAGGUAGAAUUUUACCAAGAAAUUAUACCAUAAAUCUCAUGAAAGAAGUCAAGCAGUCUUCCUUCACUAUUUCCUACAAGGAUGUCUUUGGGAUUCAAGAAAAUAAAAUCGAAGUGGAGGAGGAUAUUGAGAUCCCUAACCAGAAAGCAUUGAAGAAGUUGAGAGUGAAUGCAUUCAAAAUGGAUCCCAAGCUUCCUAUACCGACAAAUCUUUCUGGAACCUUUAAGUAUACCCACAUGCGUCUUGUAAGAUAGAGUCU
This is a messenger RNA of Moneuplotes crassus, 1331 nucleotides long. The record is from the annotation of a GenBank genome assembly. Lineage: Eukaryota; Ciliophora; Spirotrichea; Euplotida; Euplotidae.